AUGCAGAGGGCUGGAGGCGGGGGUGCCCCCGGGGGCAGCGGCGGGGGCGGCGGGGGGGGCCCGGGCACUGCCUUCUCCAUCGACUCCCUGAUCGGGCCGCCGCCCCCUCGCUCCGGCCACUUGCUCUACACCGGCUAUCCCAUGUUCAUGCCCUACCGGCCGCUCGUGCUGCCGCAGGCGCUGGCCCCCGCACCGCUGCCCGCCGGCCUCCCGCCUCUCGCCCCCCUGGCCUCCUUUGCCGGCCGCCUCACCAACACCUUCUGCGCGGGACUGGGCCAGGCCGUGCCCUCGAUGGUGGCGCUGACCACCGCGCUGCCCAGCUUCGCGGAGCCGCCCGACGCCUUCUACGGGCCGCAGGAGCUCGCCGCCGCCGCAGCCGCCACUGCUGCCCGAAACAACCCCGAGCCGGGUGGCCGACGCCCGGAGGGUGGGCUGGAAGCCGACGAGCUGCUGCCCGCCCGGGAGAAAGUGGCAGAGCCCCCGCCGCCCCCGCCUCCGCACUUCUCAGAGACUUUCCCAAGUCUGCCGGCAGAGGGGAAGGUGUACAGCUCAGAUGAGGAGAAGCUGGAGGCACCAGCAGGAGACCCAGCAGGCAGCGAACAGGAGGAAGAGGGCUCAGGCGGGGACAGCGAAGACGACGGUUUCCUGGACAGCUCUGCAGGGGGCCCCGGGGCCCUCCUGGGACCUAAACCCAAGCUAAAGGGAAGCCUGGGGACUGGAGCCGAGGAGGGAGCACCGGUGGCGGCAGGAGUCACAGCUCCUGGGGGCAAAAGCCGACGGCGCCGCACAGCAUUUACCAGUGAGCAGCUUUUGGAAUUGGAGAAGGAGUUUCACUGCAAGAAAUACCUGAGCUUGACAGAGCGGUCCCAGAUCGCCCACGCCCUCAAGCUCAGUGAGGUGCAGGUCAAGAUCUGGUUUCAGAAUCGGCGGGCCAAGUGGAAGCGCAUCAAAGCUGGCAAUGUGAGCAGCCGUUCUGGGGAGCCCGUGAGAAACCCCAAGAUUGUUGUGCCCAUACCUGUGCACGUCAACAGGUUUGCUGUCCGGAGCCAGCAUCAACAAAUGGAGCAGGGGGCCCGGCCCUGAAGGGGCUCACAAGGAUUUUGGAAGGCAAAGGGUCUGUUCCCAUGCCUGCUCUGAGACUGGGUUAGGGUUCUGCGGACCAGAGGGGCUACCACUGUGAUCCUGCCCUGGGAGGGGGCUCCGUCGGCAACUAAUUUUAGUGCUAGGGGUGCUCUCCUGGCCACCUGACACAUGGGCACUGGGCCCUGAGCCUAUUCCAGAGACCCUCAGACUGGGGGCUUCGCAGUUACAGGGGCUCGGGUUCUUGAUGCUGAGGAGCUGUGGGGAUUGAGGUGGACUCCAGGGAAGGGGGUGAAUUCUAACAUGCCUAGGGUGAACGCUUCCCAGCUAAUGCCCUGGAACUACUUCUCACAGGGGUGGGAAGAACCAGGGUGAAGCCUAGCCAAGCUGAUCACAGCUCCUUAUUUAUUUUCUGUAAAGUUUGUAUAUAUGGAGCCAUCUGCCUCCGUCUGUCUGUACCCCUGAGACUGAGGAAAGUCCCGUGUUCCCUUCAUCUUCAGCCAGAGUUCAGUUCCACCUUACUGCCUUGUGGAGGGGGCUGUCCUGCCUGUCUGUAGGAUGAGGGCAUGCGAAGAAACAGAAUGAAACGGUCACCAGCCUCCUAGACCCCCUCAGCACGCACUGUCUCCCCCUGUGUAAACCACCUCCACUUCCCAUCUGGGGGCUGCCCACUGUCCAAACCUCUAGACCUCAUGCUCCCAGCACACUUCUUUUUCUCUCUACCCAUUAAACAAAGCAAGCUCCGUCAUCUCUGCUUUGUUCUCU
Messenger RNA from Canis lupus familiaris (dog), 1845 nucleotides. It is a transcript of the gene GBX1, whose product is annotated as gastrulation brain homeobox 1. Lineage: Eukaryota; Metazoa; Chordata; Mammalia; Carnivora; Canidae. The transcript is spliced from 2 exons. The record is from RefSeq and is a predicted model, not a curated record. Bases 1 to 1083 code for a protein of 360 amino acids. Gene Ontology annotation, molecular function: RNA polymerase II transcription regulatory region sequence-specific DNA binding; DNA-binding transcription factor activity, RNA polymerase II-specific. Gene Ontology annotation, cellular component: nucleus. Gene Ontology annotation, biological process: regulation of nervous system development; regulation of transcription by RNA polymerase II.